Annulohypoxylon truncatum is the source of this 1620-nucleotide messenger RNA. RefSeq names its product DNA polymerase subunit Cdc27. Gene Ontology annotation, biological process: nucleotide-excision repair, DNA gap filling; DNA replication; DNA strand elongation involved in DNA replication. Bases 155 to 1441 code for a protein of 428 amino acids. Gene Ontology annotation, cellular component: nucleus; delta DNA polymerase complex. Gene Ontology annotation, molecular function: DNA-directed DNA polymerase activity. Lineage: Eukaryota; Fungi; Ascomycota; Sordariomycetes; Xylariales; Hypoxylaceae. The record is from RefSeq and is a predicted model, not a curated record. The transcript has 4 exons.
CUAACUUUUGUAUUUUAACUCAACAAUACCUAAUCGGCAACCGGGAUUUUCUAAAAUUCGCCAAACAACAAGGGAAUGAAACAUAUCACUGCUUGCUCGCCGAGGUCGAGAGUUGAUUAAUUUAAUCAAUAAUUCCUCGCAACAACUGGCAAAUAUGGAUGACUAUAAGCAAUACUUAGCCCAGAAAAUCCUCACAGAGGAUCAGCUUGUGUCAUACCGGCUUCUGAGUCGCGCCUUAAAGGUCCAUGUCAAUACUGCUAAAGAGAUGUUAUAUGAGUUUCAUAAAUGGCAGAAUGACAAACGCCCGGGAAGUCUCCAUGCUACUUAUCUUGUCUAUGGUAGCAAGAAGGUAGAAGAGGUGGAAGAGCAGGAUGGCGACGUGAAGAUGACCGACUCACAAAAUUCUAAAGAGCUACCCGUUCCUUUCUCAGACGAAGUCCCUACUUAUACGCUCUCUCUAGUUAAAGAGGAACAACUUCAAGAUGUGUUAGCAAAAUAUGAGGUCACCUCUAUUCACGUCUAUAGCUUAACCCCACAUCCACUCAAGGAUCUUCAGCUACUAGCCGAUACAGCUCGACAGGUCAUAGAAUUGUCGACUACGGGCAAUGUUCCGGCUUCAAGCAAGGAUUUUGGUUCUAUUGCCAAUCCCAAUGUGCACAGAAGAGAACGCCGAGGACCAGUAUCGAAGCCUGUUGCUAGUAAACCCGCUCCUAAAGCUGAACCGAAGCAGGAGUCAAACCCUGCUGUCGUAAAAGAGGAAUCAAAAGCAGCGCCUCAAGCUAGUGCUAAGGGACCGGCAGCUGCAACUGCUAAGAAAUCCACGACCGCUUCAUUAAAGCGCCAAGGAUCUUCGGGAGGCAUUGGGCAGAUGUUUGCUAAGGCCGCCGCUAGACCCAAGAAACCAGCUGCGAAACCUGCCACUGCGGCAAGCACUGCUGAGGAAGAUCAGAAAAUGGCCCUGUCGGACGAUGGAGAAGAUGAUACGGAGCCAAUGCCCGGAGCUAAGGACGAGUCAAAUAGCGCCAGACAAUCGAGAAUAAAUCGUCAGGCCGAACUCCGUCGUAUGAUGGAAGAAAGCGAUGAAGAGGAACCUGAGAAGCCGGAAAGCCCGACCGACGAACCCAUGGAGGAGGAGCCCGAGCCGGAACCGGAACCGGAACCGGAGCCCAAGGUAGAAGAACCCGCUGAGAUAGUGUCAGCUACGGGUGACGGCAGACGAAGGGGACGACGGCGGGUCACGAAGAAGAAGCAGGUCAUGGACGAUAAAGGAUAUCUAGUGACGAUUCAAGAACAAGGCUGGGAGUCUUUUUCGGAGGAAGAAAAGGCCCCUCCCCCGACAAAACCAAAAACCCAGUCGGCCAAGUCCGAACCCGCUGCGAAGCCUAAGAAAGCCGCAGCGAAAGGCCAAGGUAACAUCAUGUCUUUCUUUUCGAAGAAAUGAAGAUAAUCCCGAGAGUAGAAAUAUUUGAUUUACUUGAGACGGGAGGGUAGGCGUUAUCGCAAAUUUGGUCGGGUAUGCCGGGUGGGUUUAGGAAUAUAAUGGUAGAGCAUAAUAUUCAACAUUUCCAACGUCAAGGCACUACGCUCGAUGGAAUAUAAACUUGACGUUCUGCCCUAAUA